Molecule: messenger RNA, 2082 nt
Organism: Ipomoea nil (Japanese morning glory)
Lineage: Eukaryota; Viridiplantae; Streptophyta; Magnoliopsida; Solanales; Convolvulaceae
Product: transcription factor E2FB-like
Exons: 14
Coding region: 311-1642 (443 amino acids)
Biological process (GO): regulation of transcription by RNA polymerase II
Cellular component (GO): RNA polymerase II transcription regulator complex
Molecular function (GO): RNA polymerase II cis-regulatory region sequence-specific DNA binding; protein dimerization activity; DNA-binding transcription factor activity, RNA polymerase II-specific
Source: RefSeq, a predicted model, not a curated record
AUCCGAACCAAAUUCCCUCGUCCUCUGCUUCCCACAUUCCUUCAUCUUUCUCUCUCUUCCCGCUUUUUUUCCAUUCCCCCCAAAAUUCAGAUCUCAUCUCACCUCUCUGAUUCAAUUCCUCUUCUCAAUUUCACUCAGCUCCGCUUCACAUUUCUUUCGCUUCUCCCUCACUGAAAACCCCCAAUUCUUCAAAACCCCGGCAAGGGCUUCAAAUCGAACUUUUUUUUCUUUUUCCUUGGAAUAUAACGGAGAUUAUCGGGAAUCGGGAAAUUUCCGGAGUUUUGGGAGAAAGGUUUGUGCUUUGCAGAUCAUGCAGCAGCAACAGCAGGAGGCUCUGAAGCGUCAGCAGCUGCCGUUCGCGGCGGUGCAGCCGCCGUUUGGGGAUUACCACCGGUUCUCCGCUGACCCGCGCCACCGGGCUUCUCAAGAAGCUGAAGGCAUCGUCGUAAAGACUCCACCAUUGAAGCGGAAGAAUGAGACAAUGAAUCACAAUCAGGUGUCUGGCGAUGAGAACCCAGGUUUUGUAUAUUCUCUCAACAGCCCACUGCAAACCCCAGUUUCAGGGAAAGCUGGAAAGACACAGAAAAUGCCCAGGACAUCAAAGGCUAAUAGGUCUGCAUCUCAAUCUGCUGCAAAUGUUGGAUCUCCUUCUGGCAACAAUACCACUCCAGUUGGUCCAUGUCGGUAUGACAGCUCCCUAGGUCUAUUAACAAAGAAGUUCAUUAAUCUUAUCAAGCAUGCAGAAGAUGGCAUUAUUGAUCUAAACAACGCAGCUGAUACAUUAGAGGUCCAGAAAAGGCGUAUCUAUGACAUAACAAAUGUCCUGGAAGGCAUUGGUCUAAUAGAAAAGAAACUAAAGAACAGAAUUCAAUGGAAGGGCCUAGAUGUGUCAAGAACAGGAGAGCCUGAUGAAAGUGUUCUUAGCUUACAGACAGAAGUGGAGAGCUUGACCUUGGAGGAGCGUAGAAUAGAUGAACAGAUCCGAGAAAUGCAAGAAAGGCUGAGGGACCUGAGCGAAGAUGAAAACAAUCAAAGGUGGCUUUUUGUUACUGAAGAUGAUAUUAAGAACUUGCCCUGUUUUCAGAAUGAAACACUCAUAGCUAUUAAAGCUCCACAUGGCACCACCUUAGAAGUUCCAGAUCCCGACGAGGCCGUUGAUUAUCCACAGAGGAGAUAUAGAAUAGUUCUGAGGAGCACCAUGGGUCCCAUAGAUGUUUACCUUGUCAGCCAAUUCGAGGAAAAGUUUGAGGACAUAAAUGCUUUCGAAGCACCACCAAACAUCCCUUCAACACCAGGGGCCAAUGAAAAUGCAACUACAACUAUAGAAAUCGAAAGCAGAGAAAAUGAAGUUGGUGUGCAGGAAAACGAAACAGAAAGAAUGUCCUCAGAUGUUGGUACAUCACAGGACUUUGUGUCUGGAAUUAUGAAAAUUGUUCCCGAUGUUGAUAAUGAAGCAGAUUACUGGCUCUUGUCAGACGCGCCUGAUGUUAGCAUUACUGACAUGUGGACUGAAUCUGAAAUUGACUGGAAUGGCUUGGGUACACUCCCCGAAGAUUACACCAUGGCAACUGUGAAUACACCGCCUGCCCAACCUCCACCGCCCACCAAACCACCUUCCACAGCUAACACCAGCAACAGCUAAGUCGCCUGCAUUUCCGAGUGAUGCUCAGGCUCGGUAUGUUCUCAUUGUCCCGGCUACAUAACAACUUCUAAACCUCAUUAGUGGUGAAGGCGAGGGGAAUGCUGCCAGGACUGUUAUGUUGUACAUUUUUCCAGCGAAGAGUUGAGACGACAGGAGGGUUGCUUAGCUUGUUGUACAGUUUCUGUUAACCAAAUACUACAUGUAAUACCUACCAAUAAAUGAACAGAUCAAAGCCCUGCCUUGUCCAUGAUUAGCCGUGUGUAUUUCUCAUUCUAGGCUUGUUUAUAUCAUGCAUCAAACUUGUCUAGGUAAUAGAAUGUCUGUAAACUCAUUGUAGUAUUGUACUGUCUGUUGAGCAAUGGAUAAUCUUUAAUAUGUUCUUGUAUAAGUGUUGUGUUGAAUGAAGAACAACCAGAACAGAUUACAAGGCGUAAGCUAUU